ACAAAAACAAAAUCAAAAAACAUAAACUAGAUCUUCACACUUAACUUCACUUUACUUCAACAAAAUGGAAGCUUCCGAGUUCACUGAGUUAAUCCCCUCUCUUCCCCACGAACUCGGCCUCGACUGCCUCACUCGCCUCCCCUACCUCUCCCACGGCGUCGCCUCCGGUGUCUGCCGCCGCUGGCGCCAGUUGCUUCUCUGCAGAGAGUUCUAUCACCACAGGAAGCAAUCCGGGCACACCCAUCAAUUGGCUUGCUUGGUUCAAGCUCUCAGCGGUGGGAAAAUUUCCGAUGAUGGGCCGAAACCGGGUGAGUCGCUGAGUUACGGUCUUACCGUGUGUGACCCGGUGGGUCGAGUAUGGAGCCGGAUUGACCCGGUGCCCGAGUACCCGAAUGGUUUGCCCUUGUUUUGUCAGUUGGCAGGCUGCGAAGGGAAGCUUGUGGUCAUGGGCGGGUGGGAUCCGGUGAGUUAUGACCCUGUUUGUGAUGUGUUUGUAUAUGAAUUCGCCAUGCAGAGAUGGAGAAAAGGCAAGGAUAUGCCCAUGAAAAUGUCCUUCUUCGCCGUCGGAUCCCAUUCGGGCCGGGUUUAUGUGGCGGGCGGCCACGACGAAAACAAGAACGCAUUGCGAACCGGGUGGGUCUACGACUUGAGACUCGAUGAGUGGACCGAGUUGCCGCAGUUGAGUCAAGAGCGAGAUGAGUGUGAAGGGGUGGUGAUAGGGGACGGGUUUUGGGUAGUAAGCGGGUAUGGAACUGAGAAUCAAGGUGCUUUUGACGGAAGUGCGGACGUAUACAAUUUCGGGUUGGAUCAAUGGAGGCGGGUUGACGGGGUUUGGGAACCGGGUCGGUGCCCGAGAUCCAACGUUGGUGUGGGCAAAGAAGGAAAACUGGUAAAUUGGUCUGAACUAGACCCAGCGAUCCGGGCGGGAUCGUGUGGGAUCAUGUUGGGUAAUAUGGUAGUGGUAACCGGGUCGGAGUAUCAAGGAGCUCCACAUGGGUUUUAUAGAGUGGAAAUGGGGUUAGGGGGAAGUGGUAAAUUGGAGAAGAUGAAUGUGGGUGAUGAGUUUGGUGGGUUUGUUCAAUCUGGUUGUUGUGUAGAAAUCUAAAGCAUGGAGAUGGAAUUAAGAUUCCAAUUGAAGGUAUAAUCUUGUCGCAGAUGUUAUAAUAUACAGUUUCAAUUUUGUGUAAAAUUUUGGAGUUGUAGAGUUACAGUAUGUACUAUAAAACUUAAGGGGAUUGAGGUUUGUGCAAUAGAAGUUGAUUUUGUAUGAAAGAUGUUACAUGUUUUGCAUAAUUGAGGCUAGAGUUUUUCUUUU
This is a messenger RNA of Pistacia vera, 1315 nucleotides long. Its product is annotated as F-box/kelch-repeat protein At2g44130-like. NCBI's taxonomy places the organism in Eukaryota, Viridiplantae, Streptophyta, Magnoliopsida, Sapindales, Anacardiaceae. Gene Ontology annotation, biological process: regulation of phenylpropanoid metabolic process; negative regulation of cytokinin-activated signaling pathway. Bases 65 to 1105 code for a protein of 346 amino acids. Gene Ontology annotation, molecular function: protein binding. The transcript has a single exon. The record is from RefSeq and is a predicted model, not a curated record.